AUGCUGGGGGUCAGCGCACGCGAGGACAGACUCGCACACUCGCUCAGGGGCAGCUUCGGCCUGCCGGCAGGUCCCCAGGAAGAGCAGGACCAAGACGGGAUCUUCAUCGUCAGUCACUGCUCUGCUGGGACCGAAGUUCUCCAGCACGUUGUCCGCCUCACUGUCUCCUCGGGCAGCUGUGCAGAGGCCCGAGCUGCCCUGGGCACCAAGGACACAUCCCCUGCCAGCAGGGAGCCACGCGGAGGAGCGGGUGCCGUGCCCGCCAGAGGCAGGAGAGGCCCCGACUGCAGGGUCAGGGGAGGCAGGCGGGCGCUGACCGAGAGGGACCAGCCCCCCCCCCCACCACGCUUAACCACGGGGCCAGAGGACCUCACCAAACAUGAUUCAGAGCCAACCAGUGUCCACGGCUGCGGACCCACGAUCCGCUCGCUCCGAGCUGUAGAGGACGGGGAGGUGUCAUCGCCGAGGGACAAUGUUCAGACAGAGAAGACGCAAGUCACUGCAGUCAGUCCUGCCCCAGCGGCCGCAGCCCCGGCUCCCUCUCGAUCCCGGGUGGGCUCUGCCCCCCGACGUGGCCGUGGCGCUGAGACGCUGGCACAACGCUGUCCAGCAGACACACUCUGGGCGAGGCUGGGGCCCCCCCAAAAGUGGGCUGUGAGCGGGACCGAGACAUACCUGAGCCCCCCAUUCCUGGAGAGUCUCACGCAGGACAGCUCGUGCCGGGACGCGGCUCCCAGCGAGCGAGACCUCCUGUCACAGCUGCCCUAUUCUGAAGCAGAGUGUCCCCUCUCGGCUUCCCGCCACAACACGACACUAGGCCAGAGGCGGCUGAGAGCCUGGGAGACGGUCACCGGUGUGGGAACGCUGCUCAAAGCCGCGUGGGCAGCCUCUGCAGAGACAGAGUUCUCAGCCAGCUGCAGGCGAACCCCCAGCCCUGCUCCCGUCACCCAGCACCGGGCCGUUCUGGCCGGAGUCCGCAUCUCCUCGACAGGACGUGGCUACGGCAGGGGCCGGGCGGGGGCGGGUCUGCGUGGAGCACUCAGGCCGGGCUUCUCGCUGUGGAGCGCAGCCCUGGGAGGCCAGAGCACCGACUGCAUGGAGAGCAGUUCCCACCCUGCACACGUGACCGGUCGGUUCUGUGGCACCACAGUGAGGAGGCUGAACCGGUCAGCGUGUGCGCUGGCAGUGUGGUCCAUGACCAGCACCAGGGUGGAGGGGGAAUUCCACAAGGGUGCCCAGAAGGCAGAGCCCACGCCUCCACGCAGGAUCCGGGGAAAGGAAGCCGGAGCCAAGCUCAGCCGCGACUCCUCCUCCGUCUGCACUGUUGUCAUGAGCAGAGGACACGGGUCCUUCAAUGGGGAGGAGGCGGAAGAAGGAGAACCAGAGAGAGGGCAGUGUGAGGACUCGACCCACCACUGCGGGGAGGGCUGGCGAGCCACCCAGCGCAGCAGCUUCUCUGAGCUAAAAAUCAAGGAGCCGGUCUCUCCUGCGGUGCCUCCAGAAGGAAGCCUGCUGAAGCCAGCGUCAGUGCGUCCGCCGUGGACUCCGACCCCAGAGCAUGUGUCCAGGGAGCUGCGGCUGGGGACACACGACUGCCCCGGGCUCCUCCUCUCCAAGUCUGGAAUGGGGAGUGUCUGCCCAAGGUUGUCCCGGUUUGGAGACUGA
Rangifer tarandus platyrhynchus (Svalbard reindeer) is the source of this 1665-nucleotide messenger RNA. Lineage: Eukaryota; Metazoa; Chordata; Mammalia; Artiodactyla; Cervidae. The record is from the annotation of a GenBank genome assembly.